CCGCUCAAAUUCCAUUUACUGUUUCCCCGGUUGUAUGCCUUGCUGAACAGCUUGUACCCGCUGUUGAAGACUAUCAAUCGUUCAUCUCCUGAUAUUAACGGCCGCCCGCAACCGACCACGACAUUGAUACCCCAAGAUCUUCAAAUUUUAAAAAGGAAUCCCUGAAAGAACGCCAAACAUGGCUGCUGAUAUUCCCAAGGUUGUGCCAUUGACAUGUCACGGACACUCUCGUCCCGUGCCGCAUAUCAGUUUCUCCUCCACCGUGGAGGAUGACCAGUACUACCUUAUCUCCGCAUGUAAAGAUAAUAAUCCCAUGUUGCGCGACGGCAUUACUGGUGACUGGAUCGGAACCUUCCUCGGUCAUAAAGGUGCAGUCUGGCAGGCACGUCUAUCUACUGACGCCACCAUCGCCGCCACCGCCGCUGCCGAUUUCUCUGCGAAAGUAUGGGACACCCACACGGGUGAAUGUCUUCACACGCUCCAGCACUCGCACAUCUGCCGGGCUGUAGCAUUCCCCAUGCAGCCAUCGCCCCGCGUGCUCGCUACCGGCGGCUUUGAGAAGAAGCUGCGAAUCUUCGACCUCACGCGCAGCAGUAGCAGCAGCGGCGGAAGCAACAGCAACAGCUCGUCGCCAACAUUAGCUACCGGGCCCUCAGCGCCAGGUGAUGCCUCGCAACCAUCCGCGGUGACCAGCUACGAGAUCGGACCCGGCGUGCACGGCGGCACCAUCAAAUCCAUCGUCUGGAACCAGGAUUACAACAUCCUCACCACGGCGGCGGAAGACCGCAAGAUCCGGUGGUGGGACCUCCGCUCCCGCCACCCGGUGGUCGAGUACAUUGUCGACGGCCCCAUCGGCAGCUGUGAACUCAACACCCUGGCCGUGCGUCCCAACGACGCAGGCAUUCUGACCGUUGCCGCCGGCAAAUCAGUGUAUCUGUUUGACGGCCUGAACCCAGGCCGACUCCUUAAGAAGGUUGACUUCCGGUAUGAGGUCGCCAGCGCGGCCGUCAACAACGAGACCAGUCGCCUGGUCACCGGAAGUGCCGAGGAUACCUGGGCUCGGGUGUAUGAUCUGCUGACGGGCGAAGAACUCGAAGUCCAAAAGGGCCACCACGGCCCCAUAUGGUCCGUAAGCUUCUCGCCCGACGGCAAACUCUAUGGUACCGGAAGCGAGGACGGAACCAUCAAACUUUGGAAAGCAUGCAGGGAACCCUACGGUCUGUGGCGGUGAUUCUGGUCUCAUGCUGCUCAGUCUAGUUCAGCACACUAGCACGGGAUCUACUCCCAGUCCUAGCCUCCCCUAGACGACGAUUUCAUGUGCCCUCAGAGAAGAA
Messenger RNA from Aspergillus saccharolyticus JOP 1030-1, 1334 nucleotides. RefSeq names its product WD40 repeat domain-containing protein. The transcript has 6 exons. The record is from RefSeq and is a predicted model, not a curated record. The coding region runs from base 179 to 1231 and encodes 350 amino acids. Gene Ontology annotation, cellular component: SMN complex. Gene Ontology annotation, biological process: spliceosomal snRNP assembly. Gene Ontology annotation, molecular function: RNA binding; protein binding. NCBI's taxonomy places the organism in Eukaryota, Fungi, Ascomycota, Eurotiomycetes, Eurotiales, Aspergillaceae.